Camellia sinensis is the source of this 1695-nucleotide messenger RNA. NCBI's taxonomy places the organism in Eukaryota, Viridiplantae, Streptophyta, Magnoliopsida, Ericales, Theaceae. The record is from RefSeq and is a predicted model, not a curated record.
AUGGAUACUCGGGCCAAAAGCAACGCUGAAUUUCGCAAUGAAGUCAGCGAAAUCCUAGCUCGACAUGAGUCCAGCUUUGAUCAAAUUCAUGGUACCCUCCAAACUGUGUUGACAGAACUUCAAUCCAUGCGAAUCUCGCAUAGCACUGCCCCCAUCGAUAACCCUUUUGCUCAAACCGAAACCUCUCAAAAUCGACUGCUUUCCACCACUAACAACACCCCGGACCGAAAUCAUACCCACCUGAAACUCUCAUUUCCAAAAUUUAGCGGAGACGACCCAACGGGUUGGAUCUAUAAGGCUGAACAAUACUUUGAUUUCAAAAAUGUUGCUCCCGACCAGCAAGCUCAGCUUGCGUCCUUCUAUCUCGAGGGCAUAGCUCUGCAAUGGCUUCGAUGGUUGACCAAGUUUAAGGGUCCGUUAACUUGGAACGAGCUAACCAAGGCCGUGUUGCUUCGCUUUGGCCCAACCGACUAUGACGAUCCCUCGGAAGCCUUGACCCGCCUCAAACAAACUUCGACCGUGGCUGCCUACCAAGAAGCCUUCGAGAAGCUCUCACAUCGGGUUGAUGAACUACCCGAACGCUACAUGAUUGGGUGUUUUAUUGCAGGACUCUGUGACGACAUACGCCUGGAUGUCAAGCUCAAACAACCAAGCACCUUGGCCGACACCAUUAGAGCAGCUCGGCUAAUUGAAGAACGCAACACGUUACAAAAAAGAGGAAGUAGUUCCUUCCGUUGCCAAGUGGCAACCUUCACACCACGACCCACUCCUAACAACACAGCCGGAGUCCUAGGACCCCCACUCGCACCGAAGGUGGGCCAAACCCCAACCAAUAGUCCAGUUUAUGUCCGCCGAAUUACUAGUCAAGAGGCACAAGAACGGCGUGAAAAAGGGUUGUGUUACUAUUGCGAUGAAAAGUUCAAUCCAGGUCACCGCUGUCAAAGACCCCAGAUGUUCAUGAUCGAGGAGUCGCCAUUACUUGAGCCCACCAUUAUUAUGGACCUACCUGAAGAAACUGAAUUGACCGAGCCUCUUCCGGAAAUCUCAUUCCAUGCAAUAGCAGGAACGGCACAUCCUCAAACAUUCCGAGUGAUGGGUAAACUGCAAAAUAAAGCCGUGACUGUCCUCAUUGAUGGGGGAAGUACCCAUAACUUCAUCGAUCAAGCCAUAGUCACGAAAUUUGGGCUGCCUGUAGCACGCGAUCAGAAGUUGCAAGUAAUGGUGGCCAAUAUGGACAAAAUUGAUUGCGAUGGACGAUGUCUUGGGCUUAUACUCCUCAUCCAAAACUUUCUGGUUCAAGAAGAUUUUUAUGUUUUACCCGCAGCAGCAUGUCAAGUGGUCUUGGGAGUUCAAUGGUUGGCCACCCUUGGGCCAAUCGAAACUGACUACAGCAAGCUCACCAUGUCUUUCCAGCAAGGAGGUAAACCUUAUAGGUUUCAAGGCCUUAAACAAUCUACACCCACCGCUCUAAGUGAUAAGGAACUCCUCAACCUCAAGGGAAUAGCCUUGUUCUUUCAAAUCACUCUAAGCCACGAACCAGUUGCAGUCAAUGACCACCCCACCGACCUCGACCAAAUCCUCACUGAAUUUGAGCAUGUCUUUGUUGUACCCAACACCUUGCCACUGGCCCGAACCCAUGAUCACCACAUUCCAUUACAACCAAAUCAAGAACCUGUGAGCGUUCGACCUUACUAG